AACAUAUUUUCUUUCACGAAGUAACCGUGGUAGAAGUAAGACUACCGGCGUGUGGCUUCGACAACAUCAUCAUACCGUCCAAUGGUAAUCCAGUUAUGCCUGCAAUCCUCAGUUGCUAUAAAUGCGGUCAACCUGGCCACAUUUCCAGGUUUUGUCCGCUUUCUGAUCGAAGGCUGAAUGGAAGUCAGUUGUCUAAUGCUAUCGUUCCUGCGCAACCAUCGUUGACUGCGCGUGUUGUUACUAACGUCGGGACUGUUGUGCCGUACUUCUCGGGUCAGUAUAAUGGAGGUGGAGGUGGCAAUGGGUUAGUAAGAAGAGUUAGUACGCUGGAAGAGAUUGUUGGGAAAAUUAACAGUAAGCAUGAAGCGGACGAGGCAAGGGAGCAGAGAGAACGUGAGCAAGAUGAGCGUAGGAAGCGGGAGAAGGAUGACGAGGAACGUCGUUCAACUGUUGUUAUCGAAAUUGACCAAGUUGCCAGGCUUCGUGCUCAAGUGGAGCAACUCAAACGGGGUAAUGAUGGCGCUUCUACGUCUGCUACCGGAGGAAGAGUGGCCAAGGAGUCGAAGGAGGUUGCUCGUCUUCGUUCGGAGCAUGCCGAAGAUAGAGCGGCUAGGGGGAAACGGUGGGCGACGCUGGAGGAAGUCAUUUGUGCCUUGCAAAAGCAAUGUGAAGCACCCGAAGCCAAUGUGGAGGUAUGGAGAAACGAGGCCUUACGUCCUGGGAAUAAGCGUGGAAGUAUUGCGAUCAGGCAGACUCCAGGCAGUGCUGCACGUGUUCGACCGCGUGUGACUCCGGGUGCUUCGCCGUGUCCUGUAGGGAGGGUGGAUCAGCAGGUGAAAGCGAUGGUAGAAAGGCAUCAGCGUGAGGUGGACUUGCUAAACGAAAUGGGAUUGCGUGAAGUCAACGCACGUAAGGAAUCGGAAGACGAAAUCGAAAGAUUAAAGGAGGCUAUGGCUAAGUUGGAGACGAGUGGAAGAGCUCGAGGAACUAACUUGAGGAACAAGUUGGACGACGCUGCGGGACCUUCUGCCUGUAAAGACACGGGGGAGACGGUCUUGGCUGGAUUGGUUAACCGGAGAGAGAUCUUUGUACGUGAGGAACGUAAGCAGCUCCGAAAUUUGCGUAAGGAGGAGGUUAUCUCUAUCUGCAAGAAAGAAGGUAUUGAAUGCACAAAGUUGGACCCUACUAAGGAGGCUAUCAUACAGGGUCGUGCCGAUCGUGCUUUCGAAAGCAAAAACGGUACGGACGUUGGGAAAGGCAUAGGUAAGGUGGAUUAUGUUGUUGACAUCCCCGAUGAUGGGGAGGACAACCUCCAUAAGGGCGACGGGCAUGACUCGGCUACUUCUUAGGAUCAUGCCCGAACGCGACUUUUUUGUGGCGAAUUGUUAAUUUCUA
This is a messenger RNA of Chara braunii, 1395 nucleotides long. The record is from the annotation of a GenBank genome assembly. Lineage: Eukaryota; Viridiplantae; Streptophyta; Charophyceae; Charales; Characeae.